GCCCCUAUUUCGUCGAGAUAUAUAUAUAUAUAUGGUCUACUUAUUACUGACCCAAAUCCAUUGUUCUCCUGUCUUCCUCUCCUUUAAAUUCAACAUCUACUUUUUUCUUCCUCAACCCUCCAAAGAGGGAGAGGGGCAUUGUCGUAAUUUCAGACAAUGUCGAAAUCCAGGUGUCUGAGCCUGACAGCAUCCCGGACGCGGUGCCUCCGGUCCAGUUUCGGGAGUUCAGGUCUCCGGUCGGUGUCGACGGACCUGGGGGACGGGACCGUGAUGCACUGCUGGGUCCCCAAGGUCCGGGACCCGACCCGGCCCGACGUGGUGUUGAUCCACGGGUUUGGGGCGAACGCGCUGUGGCAGUACAGCGACACGGUGCGGUGUCUGGCGCCCCACGCCAACGUGUACGUCCCGGACCUGGUCUUCUUCGGCGAGUCCCGGUCGGUUCACCCGGACCGGACCGAGUCGUUCCAGGCCCGGUCCGUGAACCGGGCCCUCGAGGCGAACGGCGCCGCCGGGAGGCUGUCGGUGGUGGGGCUGAGCUACGGCGGAUUCGUGGCGUACAGCAUGGCGGCGCAGUUUGGGGAACGCGUGGAGCGCGUGGUGAUCUGCUGCGCCGGCGUCUGCCUUGAGGAGAAAGAUCUGAAGGAGGGGCUGUUUCCGGUGGCUGACGUGGAGGACGCCGCCGCCAUCCUGCUGCCGCAGACGGCGGCGAAGAUGAGGGAGCUUCUUGGCUAUACCUUCGUUAAGCCCCCCAAGGGAAUCUUCUCCUGCCUCCUUGAAGAUUUCAUAGAUGAAUUGUGCAGCGAAUAUGUGGAGGAGAAGAAGGAAUUGCUCCGGGCAAUCGCCAAGGACAGAAGACUUUCAGACCUUCCAAAAAUCUCACAGCCAACAUUAAUAAUCUGGGGGGAUAAAGACAAGAUAUUCCCACUUGAACUUGCCUACAGAUUGCAGAGGCAUUUGGAAGAGAACAAGAAUGGAGUAGAGGUGGUAGUGAUAAAGAAUACAGGGCAUGCUUUCAUCCACGAGAACCCUAAGGAGUUCCACAGCCACUUGAAAUCCUUUCUUUUUGGCAGACCCAAGGUCAAACCUACUGCUUCUACUACUACUAAUAAUCACAAAUGAUUUUGGAUUAGUGCAUUAUCUAUAAUAAUAAUAUAUUUUUUUAAAUUUGGUGGAUACCAUCAAACCACCCCCCCUCGCUGUCUCUAGUCAGACUGACCCAGACAGAGAAGAGAUACAUGAGGCACGUGAAUGACGUGUUUUAUUGCACACCUCUGCCCAAGUUACUGUGUAUAUUAUACUGUGCUAUGUAUUUACUAUACAAUACAAAUAAAAUACUACAUUAUUAAAAACACAUUAAAUUUUGUACUAGUAUAAUAGUAUAGUAUAAAAUUUAAGAUACACGCUAAUAUUAUAAACAAUAUACAGUUGCUGUUUAAAUUUUA
This is a messenger RNA of Andrographis paniculata, 1442 nucleotides long. RefSeq lists its product as uncharacterized. The transcript is spliced from 4 exons. NCBI's taxonomy places the organism in Eukaryota, Viridiplantae, Streptophyta, Magnoliopsida, Lamiales, Acanthaceae. The coding region runs from base 157 to 1119 and encodes 320 amino acids. The record is from RefSeq and is a predicted model, not a curated record.